Molecule: messenger RNA, 1264 nt
Organism: Cydia fagiglandana
Lineage: Eukaryota; Metazoa; Arthropoda; Insecta; Lepidoptera; Tortricidae
Product: ommochrome-binding protein-like
Exons: 2
Coding region: 73-900 (275 amino acids)
Molecular function (GO): protein binding
Source: RefSeq, a predicted model, not a curated record
UAUGUAUAUAAAGGAAUUCUUCUGUACAAUAUUACACUGUGAACUGAACCGCAAUAGGGAACGGACAAUAAGAUGAAAGUCAUAAUAACAUUGGCGUUGUUAGCUGUAAGUCAUGCUCAUAUUAUUAAGCCAGCAUGUGACCUGAUCUCCAUCCAAGACAUCAUCUAUCAGAAGGAGGUGCUGAAAGAAAACGUAAACGACCCCUACCAGAUGGCAAUCGACUAUAACACUAAUACGCUCUUCUUCAGCCAUUCAAGAGCUAAUCCAAAAAACAACGAAGAUGUAUUUGAGUCAGCAUAUUUGAACCUGGCAAAUAACGAAUAUAAUAUCAUCCCUGGGAUUAUAGGCGGAUUUGCCGCUGCUGUUGACAAUAACAAGCACAAAGUAUAUCUCGGUGGAAGAAACGGCAUCUACGAGUACGAUUACGAAUCAAAAAAAGCAAUCCAUGUCAACCCCAAUGGAUACAGCGUUUGGCAAUUAUUCUUCAAGGAUAAGCUUUACUACACCGCCUACCCACAAGAAAGAGUGUACACUUUUGAAGGUGGCAAAUCGCUAAUAGUGCCUGAGCUAAAACGAACCAUGGCACAGCUAGUAGCUCUUGAUAAUAACUACAAUACCUAUUUCUCCAACUCAUCUGGUCUAUUUUGCUUAAAUAAAUCUGAUAAGAACAUUGUUCUAUUGGGUGAAUAUACCGUUAAUAGUUUCACGGCUGACGUAAAUGGUAAUAUAUACUUCUCGACGCCUUCUGGUUUUUACAAUAUAGAUAAUAACCAGAAGGUUAAUAAACUAGUAGAUCUUGAUGACGUUUUCGGAUUGGUUGUCGAUGGAAAAAAUAACUUCAUUUACGGGUCCGGAGAUAAAAUUAUCAGAUUAUCACCGACCCAAAAUAAAUGUUUGUAGAAUGGCAAUAAUAAGUAGUACCUACCUUAUACCAUUUUUAAUACGGUAUGCAUUUUUUCUUCAGUUUAUUACACGGGCUCUUUUUUAAGCUUAUCCAAAUUUUGCGAAGUAAAUAUACUUAAAUAGGUCAUACUAAUCAAAUUUUUUACUUAACCAACCCCGAAAUUGUGCGAAGAAAUGUAUGACUCACCCAUAGAAAACAUCGACUUCUGAUGUAUCAGAAUGUAUGAAAGGUCCUUUUUUUUGCGAUUUCAUGGUUGGUCCCAUAUACUGUGAAAAUAUUAUAUUAAUUAAAUAUAUUUAUGCUUUCCACAUUACUAUGAAUGAUGUAUAUCAAAAUAUAUGAAUAAAUGGAAAAAAAUGU